This is a messenger RNA of Myripristis murdjan (pinecone soldierfish), 1857 nucleotides long. It is a transcript of the gene nif3l1, whose product is annotated as NIF3 NGG1 interacting factor 3-like 1 (S. cerevisiae). Lineage: Eukaryota; Metazoa; Chordata; Actinopteri; Holocentriformes; Holocentridae. Gene Ontology annotation, cellular component: mitochondrion; cytoplasm. The coding region runs from base 241 to 1527 and encodes 428 amino acids. The record is from RefSeq and is a predicted model, not a curated record. The transcript has 7 exons.
AUUUUCCGCAUUUUGAGUGGUCAUUUUGUUUUAUUGAUUGGGGUUAGAGUUAAUGUUAGGAUUAGGAUUAGGUUGAGGUUAUAGUUAAGGUUGGGGUUCUCUAACAAUGGUUAUGGCCAAGGUAAGAGAAAGGCUGUAGAGAAUGAACGCAAGUCAAUUAUAUCUUCCGUCGUCAUGCUUGGAAAAAAACAUGUUGCAUGCUAGGAGGUCCAUGGGGAGGGACGUCCACAGUUUACACCAAUGUUGACGGGAUGCAGAAACCUUUCUUGGAGAUUUUUAUCAUCGGCUCAUAGAAGUAACUUGACUCCACAGACUGCUUCCUGCUGGUUUGACUCAGUAUUUGUGUGCGUCCCCUCUUCCUACCCUUCACCUGUUCCUGCUCGCUGUGGCUUCCCGAGUCAACAAACCUCUGUCCCCCUGCGUCCGUCUCUUCACUUCCCUUUCACUCGCUGCCACUCUCACUCUGCUCCCUCUUCUGGCCCGAUGGACCUACAGGAAGUUCUGCAGGUGCUGGAGCAGCUCGCCCCUCUGUCGCUGGCCGAGUCCUGGGACAAUGUCGGCCUGCUGGUCGAGCCAAGCAAAGCUCGACCCGUUAAGACCGUCCUGCUGACCAAUGACCUCACGGAGGCUGUCAUGGAGGAAGCAGAAGCCAUGAGGUGUGACCUGAUUGUCUCGUAUCACCCUCCGUUGUUCCGGCCGAUCAAGCGUUUGGUGCAGAAAGACUGGAAGCAGCGAUUGGCCGUCCGGGCUGUGGAGGCCGGGAUAGCGGUCUUCUCUCCUCACACUUCAUGGGAUUCUGUUAAAGGGGGGGUGAACGACUGGCUGGUGGGGGGACUCGGUAGUGGCCAGGUGUCUGUGCUCAGUCAGGCCCUCGGUAGCGCCUCCCAGAAUCACAAACUGGAAUUCACUGUGAGGAAUGCAGAGGAGCUGAACACUGUUAUGGAGGGGCUGAAGGCUCUGGACAGUGGAGCCCCACUGCAGCACUCAGUCACCAGUUCAGACAACAGUGGGAUCCAUAUCAGCUUAACCUGCAGUGACUCAGCACUGACUCCCAGUGUUCAGACUCUGUUACGACACAGCGCUCCCAGCCAGUCCCUCAGCAUCCUGCAGCUGCAGAAGCACCCCCUCCCAGGCCACGGCCAAGGGCGACUCAGCAUUCUGGAGCAGCCAUUAACUGUGGCAAUGGCCGUCCAGAAAAUGAAGUCCCACCUGGGCCUGAAGCACCUCCGCUUGGCUCUGGGAGUGGGUCAGACACUAGAGUCCACUGUGUGCACUGUGGCCGUGUGUGCUGGGUCUGGCGCCUCAGUACUCAGUGGAGUGAGAGCAGACCUCUAUGUCACAGGUGAGAUGUCCCACCACGAAGUGCUGGACGCCGUGGCCAAAGGAACCAGCGUCAUCCUCAGUGACCAUAGCAACAGUGAGCGGGGUUUCCUGGCCGUGUUCAGGGAGCGGCUGGCUGUGCGUCUGCCUGACUCGGUCACUGUGGCAGUGUCGCAGGCUGACAGGGACCCACUGGAGGUCGUCUGAUUUCCCGCAGGCUGCUGCUACGCCCGAGUCAUUAACCACUACUGGGGAAAACGUAAAGUCGACUGUGUGGGAUGAAGUGACUGUCCUGUUACAAAAAUUGUGGCUGCUUGUGUAAUGGAGAGAUGUAUGGCUGAAAUCAUCACAUAAAAAAAACUGUCUGUGUAAGCUGUGGAUGUUAUGUAAUGAUGUCCAGUAAUUACAGAGCAGUAGCCCCAGUGUUUAUCAUCUCGCCACAUGCUAUAAUGAAAAGUGCUUCUUUAGUACACAGUGCACUAUUUAUGAAGGAUUUCUGUGAAAUUAUUAAUAAAAAAGCCCCAGUUGAUGAUGAAA